UGUCUCUCUCUCUCUGUCUCUCUGUCUCAGUGGUGAUCUGAAGUCCCACCUGGUCCUCCUCAGUAAGACAGCUGAUUCUAUCUGUGAUGGAGACCUGGUGGACAGACAGAUACGUUCCAAACAGGCCUGGUCUCUACUGCCCACACAGGCGAUCUAUUCCAGUGUGUUACCAGGAGAGUUGAUGCGUGGCUAUAUGAACUGCUUCCCCUCGUUUCCCUCCUGGCUGGGAAAGUUUUCCUCCUCCAAUAAACACUCUCGGAUCAUUCAGGAGCUGGCCUCUCACAUGAGCCUCAAGACAUUAAGUAGCAGACAGGCGGUGAGCCUGGACUACCUCCCGUACCUCCGCAUGGCCCUGUUGUGUCCUCUUCAGAGGCAGGGGGCGGAGGGGGCCGGUCAGGCCGUCCAGCUGUUAGAUGACUAUCACCUGGUCCGAGAGGAUGUGGACAGCCUCAUGGAGAUCAGCCUCUGGGGGGGCCAGCCUGACCCCUACGCUAAACUAGACCCCAAGGUGAAGUCAGCGUUCACGAGGGCCUAUAACCGGGAGUCCCACCUGACACCCUACUCCCUCCAACCAAUCAAGAAGGGCCGUCGUGGCGGGGGAGUGGAGGCAGAACUGGGAGGAGAGGGGCAAGAGGAACAGCCUGAGGAAGAGGAGGAGGAAGAAGGUGUUGCAGCUGACGCCAUGAUCAAAAAGAAGGCCAAGCCCUCCAAGGAGCCCAAGAAGGACAAGACAACAGCCGGGGAUUCUGGGAAGGGAAAGGGCAAAGGCAAGGGCAAAGCCAGGAAGUGACCCCUAACCUCUGAGACAACCAACCCCCCCUCCCAGCCCAACAAACCUCUUCUCUCACCCGCUGAAGAACAAACCCCUAAACUGUGUGACGACCACCUACCUGGUCUUUAUCAACGGAGUGAGCUGAGACAAAAACCUGGCUCUCCUCUUGAACCCUUUAUAAACUUAGGUGUGCAUCCCAAAGGGGACCCUAUAUAGUGCACUACUUUUGACCAGAGUCCUAUAGGCCCUGGUCAAAAGUAGUGCACUAUGUAGGGAAUAGGGUCCCCUUUGGGAUUACCCUAUAUCAUGUUAGCGCUGUGGAUUUGGAAAGGUCUGAAUGAUGACUGUGUGUGUGUGUGUGUCAUGUAAAUAUGUACCUUGUAGUAUAUAAAGAUGCAGUAGUUUUCUAGUGCUCAUGGGAUACGGCACCUAUCUCGUCUAAACCGCCGCGACCAACCGAUGGAUCAGAGGACGGCAAAAUAGUUCUGUUUUUCUGUUGUUGUUGUUGUUGUUGUAAAGAUAUUCACUGAUAAACGACGUCUGUGUUUAUGGUA
Salvelinus fontinalis (brook trout) is the source of this 1326-nucleotide messenger RNA. RefSeq names its product replication factor C subunit 1-like. NCBI's taxonomy places the organism in Eukaryota, Metazoa, Chordata, Actinopteri, Salmoniformes, Salmonidae. Gene Ontology annotation, molecular function: DNA clamp unloader activity; DNA binding; ATP binding. The coding region runs from base 182 to 790 and encodes 202 amino acids. The record is from RefSeq and is a predicted model, not a curated record. Gene Ontology annotation, cellular component: nucleus; DNA replication factor C complex. The transcript is spliced from 5 exons. Gene Ontology annotation, biological process: DNA replication.